Messenger RNA from Entelurus aequoreus (snake pipefish), 4406 nucleotides. RefSeq names its product glutamate receptor 3-like. Gene Ontology annotation, cellular component: AMPA glutamate receptor complex; plasma membrane; dendritic spine. The record is from RefSeq and is a predicted model, not a curated record. The transcript is spliced from 13 exons. Gene Ontology annotation, molecular function: transmitter-gated monoatomic ion channel activity involved in regulation of postsynaptic membrane potential; AMPA glutamate receptor activity. Gene Ontology annotation, biological process: synaptic transmission, glutamatergic; monoatomic ion transport; modulation of chemical synaptic transmission. Bases 1 to 2100 code for a protein of 699 amino acids. Lineage: Eukaryota; Metazoa; Chordata; Actinopteri; Syngnathiformes; Syngnathidae.
AUGAGGACAGACAACAACGAUGACAACCUUGACUUCACCCUUGUGCAGUCUGCCAGCCAGACAGGAAGUCCUAAAUGUAGAACCGCCGUUUCCCCUCACAGCUCUGAAGGCUGUACUGUGGUGGCCCUAGGGAAGAACAGCCGCGGCUACCACUACAUUCUGUCGAACCUUGGAUUUUCUAAUGUAAGUUUGGACAAAGUCUUUGCCGGAGGAGCCAACAUUUCAGGGUUUCAGAUAGUCAACCCCGAGAACCCCAUUGUGCAGCAGUUUAUGCAGCGCUGGGAGCGGCUAGAUGAAAGAGAAUUCCCAGAAGCCCGGAACGCUCCUCUGAAGUACACUUCAGCGCUGACCCACGAUGCCAUCAUCGUGAUAGCGGAGGCCUUCCGGUACCUGCGGCGCCAACGCGUGGACGUCUCCCGCCGAGGCAGCGCCGGAGACUGCCUCGCCAACCCGGCUGUACCUUGGAGCCAAGGCAUCGAUAUCGAGAGAGCUCUCAAAACGGUCCAAGUGCAGGGGAUGACGGGCAACAUCCAGUUUGACAACUACGGCCGCCGAACCAACUACACCAUAGAUGUGUACGAGAUGAAACUAGGUGGGCCGAGGAAGAUCGGGUACUGGAACGAGUUCACACGAUUUGUAAAUAUUAUGGACCCGCAGGUCACCAACGACUCCUCAGUGGAAAACCGAACGAUUGUGGUCACUACUAUUAUGGAAGCGCCUUAUGUGAUGUACAAGAAAAAUUAUAUGCAUCUGGAGGGGAAUGACAGAUACGAAGGCUACUGCGUCGAUUUAGCAUCUGAGAUUGCCAAACAUGUUGGAAUUAAGUACAAACUGUCUAUAGUAAUGGAUGGGAAGUAUGGAGCCCGAGACCCAGAGACCAAGCAGUGGAACGGGAUGGUGGGUGAACUGGUCUAUGGGAGAGCAGAUAUAGCUGUUGCACCUCUCACUAUUACUCUGGUUCGAGAGGAGGUGAUUGACUUUUCCAAGCCAUUUAUGAGUUUGGGCAUCUCCAUUAUGAUAAAGAAGCCUCAAAAGUCCAAGCCUGGCGUUUUCUCCUUCCUGGACCCACUGGCCUAUGAGAUCUGGAUGUGUAUAGUGUUUGCCUAUAUUGGGGUGAGCGUGGUUCUAUUCCUGGUCAGUCGGUUCAGUCCCUACGAGUGGAACCUCGAGGAUCAGGAUGAGACAAAAGACCCUCAGAUGCCCCCUGACCCUCCCAAUGACUUUGGGAUCUUCAAUUCUCUCUGGUUCUCACUGGGCGCCUUCAUGCAGCAGGGCUGUGAUAUCUCCCCAAGGUCCCUGUCAGGACGUAUUGUUGGUGGGGUGUGGUGGUUCUUCACCCUCAUCAUCAUCUCCUCCUACACAGCCAACCUGGCUGCCUUCUUGACAGUGGAGAGGAUGGUCUCACCUAUAGAGAGCGCAGAAGAUCUGGCCAAGCAAACAGAGAUAGCCUAUGGCACUCUGGACUCAGGUUCCACAAAAGAGUUUUUUAGGCGAUCCAAAAUAGCCGUGUACGAGAAGAUGUGGUCGUACAUGAAAUCGGCUGAGCCCUCAGUGUUUGUUAAGACCACCCCCGAUGGCGUGGCCCGGGUACGAAAGUCAAAGGGCAAGUUCGCCUUUCUCCUGGAGUCCACCAUGAAUGAGUACAUCGAGCAGCGGAAGCCGUGCGACACCAUGAAAGUGGGCGGGAACCUCGACUCCAAAGGCUACGGUGUGGCGACGCCCAAAGGCUCAGCAUUAAGAAAUGCUGUUAACCUGGCAGUUUUAAAACUGAAUGAGCAAGGCCUCUUGGACAAAUUGAAAAACAAAUGGUGGUACGACAAGGGAGAGUGCGGCAGCGGGGGAGGUGACUCCAAGGACAAGACAAGCGCUCUCAGCCUAAGCAAUGUGGCUGGGGUCUUCUAUAUUCUGGUUGGAGGGCUGGGGCUGGCCAUGAUGGUGGCACUUAUAGAGUUCUGUUAUAAGUCACGGCAAGAAACCAAACGGCUGAAAUUGGCCAAAAGUGCCCACAGUUUUAAGCCGACUCCCCCAACCAACACCCAGAACUUUGCCACAUACAGAGAAGGCUACAAUGUAUACGGAACAGAGAGUGUUAAGAUCUAGAGGUUUAGCCAACGUUCCCAUCGUCCCGUACAAAUGUGAUUAAAUAUAUAUGGAAGGACCGGAUAGCGAGAAUGGAGCCAAAAUCCUUUUUCGGGGACGGACUUCGGGCAUGAUGAUCUGCAAAGACGACACGACCGGACCGGUUAUGGGAAGAGCCGAUUUUUCCCCCUCCUCUCAGUGCCUUAAGGAAAGUCCAAUCAAUGCAACGCGUUCACAACGAUAUUGCUUUUUUUUUUUUGCUCGACAGUCACACAAAGGAGAAGAAGUGAGGGGUCAGUUAAGAAUUAGACGUAUAGAAACACAUGUUGACGUGAGAGAAUUAAAGCCAUCAUUUGCGACCCCAAGCACAUUUUGAAGUGCCAGACAGAAGAUGAAUCUUUACGUGACGAGGAUCUGAUUGGUUUCUUGUAUGAGAAGAUUUCGCCUCAUCCUCCUGCUGCCAGAUUUUCACUGGUUAAAUGUAUUCAAAUGUGCUCUUUGUAUGUCCUCAGUGCACUGCCAGACACUGAUUAUUACACUAUUAGCUUUUAUACUGUCGUGAUACACUCGCCCGCCCUCUUUUAAUUGAUUCAUCUUUGAGAAAUGCCAUUUAAAACUGUUCCGAGUGUGUUUGUCGCACUAUUUCGGUGCUGCUGCCCCACACCACAGAACCAGGUCAUGACACGCACUUCCAAUACUGCCAAGUGUGUUUGUAUGUGUGUGUGUGUGUGUGUGUGUGUGUUGUUCACAUCAAGGCAAUCAUGCUUGAAAUACACUAUAUUGCCAAAAGUAUUUGGCCACCCAUCCAAAUGAUGAGAAUCAGGUGUCCUAAUCACUUGUAUAAAAUCAAGCACUUAGGCAUGACUUGUGAAAGAAUGGGCCGCUCUCAGUGAUUUCCAGCGUGGAACUGUCAUAGGAUGCCACCUGUGCAACCAAUCCAGUCGUGAAAUUUCCUCGCUCCUACAUAUUCCAAAGUCAACUUUAUUAUAAGAAAAGUGAAGAGUUUGGGAACAACAGCAACUCAGCCACCAAGUGGUAGGCCACGUAAACUGACAGAGAGGGGUCAGCGGAUGCUGAAGCGCAUAGUGCAAAGACUUUCUGCACGGUCAGUUGCUACAGAGCUCCAAACUUCACGUGACCUUCCAAUUAGCCCACGUACAGUACGCAGAGAGCUUCACGGAAUGGGUUUCCAUGGCCGAGCAGCUGCAUCUAAGCCAUACAUCACCAAGUCCAAUACAAAGCGUGGGAUGCAGUGGUUCCAUCUUGCAAGGUAAUGGACCAGUCUGGGUUUGGAGGUUGCCAGGAGAACGCUACAUUUUUCGGACUGCAUUGUGCCGAGUGUGAAAUUUGGUGGAGGAGGAAUUAUGGUGUGGGGUUGUGAAAGGAACUUUGAAUGCUCCAGGAUACCAAAACAUUUUGGACAAUUCCAUGGGAUGGCACUUCAAGUUCAUAUGUGAGUAAAGGCAGGUUGCCAAACACUUUUGGCAAUAUAGUGUAUACUUGGCAUAUAUUGUGCGUAGGAAAAAAAACCCACGUAAGGUUGCCCACCCUCCAAAAGAUCCUCUUUUUUACAAGGAAGUAAAACCAAAAAAAAUAAAAAUAAAAGGCAAGAUAAACUUCUGAAUCUAACUAAAAGCAAACAGAAAUGGCUUUCAAACUGUGCUAUGUGGUCUAUUUCAUCAGUGUAUUUUUAUAUUUUCUUUCACCUUUUACAAUGAACUGUGCUUUCAUUUUGGUUUCCUUUCAAGAGCAUUACAGUGAUUGGGGAUUUCACUUUGUAAAUUAAAAAACAAAUAAAAUGUGGCACCAAGGAAGGAAGCUUAAUUAGCACAUGUCCAUAUUGCUGUAAUCAUUUAUUUCCCAAAAGGCUGUGAUUCCAUAGGAUUUAGGAAGAUACUUAUUCAAUCACCUAAUACUAUGGGUAAAUAGUUUUGUAAGUAAAAAAAAAACAAAAACAAAAGAUAAUGUGAAGAAAAUGUCGAGAUGUAUAAAUUUAGAUGAACUAUUUAUAUUACAUGAUGAAAGUUUUUUUGUUUUUUUUUAACAAUAAAAUGCAUGUAAUGCUUGAUGAGCUCUACAACUCAAAAUCUGACCUUAGAGUAGAAAUUCAGCCCUCUUUUUUUAUUUAUUUUUUUUAAUGUAAAAUUAGUUCCACCUUUUUCUUUUGUGUAAGACUCACCCUUCUGAGAAAAAAACAAAACAAUAUUACCAGGCAUAGUAGUGGGUGCAAAAGAGCAAAAGAUGCAUGCAUAAUUUACCGAACCUCAUUAGUGAGGCGCUGUACAGAGAAUUUUAAUACAUUUUGUAAAUAAAAUGUACAGAAAGGU